CCAGUUAACACGGUCGCUCGUUAAACCGAAACACCGCCCGGCUGUCAGCAGUUCCACUUGACAUCAGGAUGCUAACUCGUUAGCACGACAAACCUCGUCUGUUAUGACACGUGCGCCGUGACGACACUGAAGAAACCAGUCUGCAGCUCUGAUCUCAUCAGGUCCUGACAGCGAGGACCGACGCACCCGAGAGGGAGAAGUUCAACUGAAUAACUCUGGGCGAGGCCGCGGCGUUUUAAAAACGUCGUCUGAAUGAGACCGGACCUUGAACCUCUGCGUCGUGCACAGUUUGUCGGUCACAGCUUCUUCUGUUGGCUCUGAAGCUCUGACAGGUUUCAAGCUGCAGCCCUGAGUCUCUUCUCAAUGAGGUACAGAGGAGCUCAGAUCUGUCUCUGGGCUCAUGGCUCGACCUCUCUGUCCCGCCUCUCCGUGCCCAGCAGAAUCACUCCGGUCCGAACCUACAGCGCGCUCCAUCAGCCCGACCCCCCUCCGCCCGCUAACCCCGUCCCUCCUGAUGGGAAGGGCGGUGCUGAGGUGGUGAAGGAGCGAGCCGUCGCUGCCUUAAAGUACGCAGGUGAUUUGGGGCGGCAGUGGGGUCAGAUGUCGGCUCAGAAAGCCACCGCGUCGGUUAAUUACUGGUGGGAGAGGUACGAGGAGUUCGUCGGGCUCAACGAGGUCCGCGUGGCCCAGACCAAAGUCACAGAGGCUGAGGCAGCGUUCAUGGUGGCCAGAGGGAUGGUGCGCGAGGCUCAUGCCAGCCUGGAGGCCCUGCAGGUCAGGCUGAAGGAGAUCAGAGACCGGCUGGACAGAGUAUCCAGGGAGGAGGCUCACUACCUGGAGCUGGCCACGCUGGAGCACAAACUGCUGCAGGAGGAGCGUCGUCUGCGGACAGCGUACGAGAACGCCGAGGGUUCGGAGAGGGAGAAAUUCGCCUUGUUCUCCGCAGGCGUCAGAGAGAGCCACGAGAAGGAGAGGACGAGAGCGGAGCGCACCAAGAACUGGUCCGUCAUCGGCUCGGUGCUCGGAGCCCUGAUCGGGGUCAUGGGAUCGACGUACGUCAACCGCGUCCGCCUGCAGGAGCUGAAGAGUCUGCUGCUGGCGGCCCAGAAAGGUCCAGAGAGUCUGCAGGAAGCUCUCCGAGUCCAGGCCGGAAACCAUCGCUCCCAGCAGGACGAGCUCCGGACGCUCAUCGACAACCUCAGGGUCGCUCUGAGUGACGCCUUAACGCAGAGAGACCUCAGCCUUCAGGACAAGGCGGGUCGGACCUCAGGCUCGCCCGCGGUGCCUCUUUCAACCUUAAGUGACCUCCGCCUCAGCAGCCAAAAGACAGAGUCCCUCCUCGAGUCCCUCCCGCCACAGCUGGGUCAACUGGAGCAGGGACUCGGUAGAGUUGAGGGUGAGUUGUCGGUGGUGAAGAAGUUGAUUGAGACCAGACCACAAGCUGAACCACAGGCUGGUCAGCUGCAGUUAUCUGCACCAGAGAGAGUGGACCAGUGGGAGUCGGAGACGGUGCUGAGGCGUUUGGAGGAGACGCAGAGGACGCUGGGAGAACGAAUCAGGACCAGCACUGUUUAUAACGCCGUGUUUACUUACACCGCCACCGCCGUCACCAUCUCUGCUGUGUACCUGCUGCUCAGAGGAGCUGCUUAGACGUUCACAUGCACUGUAACGCUACCAGGACUAAUAAAUGAUGCCAGAAUACAAACAUUCACUCUGUAAGUAACUCGAUUUUAUUCCUGUUUAAACUGAAUCAAUUUAAUCCAGAAUGAACGGUACAGUGUCGACGUGACGUCACGUGCGAGACGUCGUUCAGAACAAAAUCAGUCGAGGCUGAAACAGAAUCAACGUUUGGAGAAACGCAACCUGAUGAUGAGCGAGUGAGCGAGAACGUGAAUCCUGCGACAGAGCCGGACGUGGUGUGAGUAGCCUUAGUGCCGUGAUGUGUGCUUCUCUAACCAGCCCUGCUGAACAAUCAAAAGUGCAAAAAUAAAUGAAUAAUUCACUUAAAUGUAUAAAACAAA
This is a messenger RNA of Larimichthys crocea (large yellow croaker), 2021 nucleotides long. It is a transcript of the gene ccdc51, whose product is annotated as coiled-coil domain containing 51. The transcript is spliced from 7 exons. Lineage: Eukaryota; Metazoa; Chordata; Actinopteri; Sciaenidae. Bases 364 to 1650 code for a protein of 428 amino acids. The record is from RefSeq and is a predicted model, not a curated record.